AUGCGGCCAGUGGUUCACGGGCGCUCGGUGCACUCGGGGGUGUGCUACCAGGGACUGAAGCCCGCCAAGGGGGCCGUGAAGGAAGAGCAGAUGUGCCCGUGCAAGAAGAAAGAUGCGGCAUGUCUUCUGCGCGGCCAGGGGCGGUCUCAGCAUGGGGGCGAGGCUGCCUGGCAGGCGCUCGCCCCAGUGCCCAAACCUUUGUUGGGAACCGAGGGGGGCCCGAUGCCGAUUCAUCCGGGCAUGCUGAGAGGCCUGAGGUUUGCCGACGCCGAGCGCGGCAACGACGGCGGAUCCUGGGGCUACCGGAGGGCGGCGAACUCGGCGGCUGCCGCGGUGGCGAACCUCUCGAGGGGCGAAGCCUUUCAGGUGGAGGUGAGGGCGGCUCAGAGGCGGCCCGAGUCGGCGAAGCGCAAGGCCGAGAGGGUCGACGACCAGGUGGAAGUGGAGAACCAGCAGCAGGAGAAGCAGCUGGAGGAGAUGAAGGCACUCAUCGCCGGGGUCGUAAUGACUCAGCAGGCCCAAGGUGAGGUCAUCGCGAAGGUCAACUCCACGGUGAACGAGCAGAUGACAGCGCUGGCCACCAUCCGGGGCGAAGCCCAGGAGGCGA
Molecule: messenger RNA, 607 nt
Organism: Prorocentrum cordatum
Lineage: Eukaryota; Dinophyceae; Prorocentrales; Prorocentraceae
Source: the annotation of a GenBank genome assembly